CGCGCUAUUUCCUUUAUUCGUGUUGGCGCGCUAUUUCCUUUCCUUGCGUCUGCGCGCCUAUAUAUGAAGGUAUUUGAGCUUUAUUCUGGAAUUGGUGGCAUCCAUUACGCUUUGCGAAGAUCAAAAAUUUCAUAUGAAGUAAUUCUGGCGAUAGACAUUAAUGAUACUGCUACCAAAGUGUACAAGCACAAUUUCUCACACACUCGAGUGGUGAAUAGAGAAAUUCAAAACUUGAGUGCUCAAGAAUGUGAUAAGCUUUUUUGUGAUUUGUGGACUAUGAGUCCACCUUGUCAACCAUAUACUAGAUUAGGCAAUAAAAAAGGUGGAGAAGAUAAUAGGAGUUCCUCAUUCUUUCAUCUUCUUGAUGUCAUUUCGAGUGUGAAACCUUCUUGUUUAUUCAUUGAGAAUGUUCAUGGGUUUGAAGGAACUGAUGCUUGGUGUUGUUUAAUUAAUCUCCUUGUUAAGUGCGGCUAUGAAUAUAGGUUUGGUGUUCCAAAUAGUCGAUUGAGAUACUAUUUGAUGGCACGGAUCAAAGGCUUGCCUCCGUUUACCUUUCCACAUUCUUCAAAUAGCAGAGCUGGUAGUUCUUUAGGCUGUAAUUCUCAUCCUGACCUGUCAUAUAUAUAUUAUGAGUCUCCAGAGUCCGUCAGCCCUCUUCCGGAAUGUUCAUGUCCACAAUGCCAUAGCCAGAUUCGGCUAAAUGCUUCAGAACUUCCACAUUAUUCUGCAUAUUCUUCGGUUUGUAAUGAUAUUUCCACUUAUUUGCUUUGCGACGAUAAAAUAUCGGAGGAUCGAAAUUCCCUAUAA
This is a messenger RNA of Protopolystoma xenopodis, 807 nucleotides long. The record is from the annotation of a GenBank genome assembly. NCBI's taxonomy places the organism in Eukaryota, Metazoa, Platyhelminthes, Monogenea, Polystomatidea, Polystomatidae.